Syngnathoides biaculeatus (alligator pipefish) is the source of this 2453-nucleotide messenger RNA. It is a transcript of the gene gtf3c4, whose product is annotated as general transcription factor IIIC, polypeptide 4. Gene Ontology annotation, cellular component: transcription factor TFIIIC complex. NCBI's taxonomy places the organism in Eukaryota, Metazoa, Chordata, Actinopteri, Syngnathiformes, Syngnathidae. The transcript is spliced from 5 exons. The record is from RefSeq and is a predicted model, not a curated record. Gene Ontology annotation, molecular function: histone acetyltransferase activity; protein binding. The coding region runs from base 22 to 2331 and encodes 769 amino acids. Gene Ontology annotation, biological process: transcription initiation at RNA polymerase III promoter.
UCACUUCCGCAAACAACCAACAUGGCGGCCCCCGGCGAGCCGUCUAAUGUUGCGGAUCCUCAUCCCCCAAAUGAACGUAUUCAGAUGGAAUCAGAGUUCGCCGUUGACGGUGCCUUAAGUAAGCGGGAUGUGCCCGUGAAACGGGACCCGGCAAUCCCGCUCUUGUCACCAGUGACCGGUUCGCGGCCGCUUGUUUGGUCGCAGGAUCAUCGGCUAGCAGUUUGCACUGCCAGCUCGUUGGCGGUGAUGGAGCUGCUUUGCGACAUCCACAGCAUCAAGCAGGAGCUGACGCUCAACAGGACUUCCAUUUCUGUCCCUAAUAUGAGUUACGAAAUGCUGGUUGGACCCCCUAAAGAGCAGGUUAAAGCCUUGAAGCAUUUUAAGACACACCCUGAUCUGACCACAAGGCAAGAGUUUAACUUGGAUCGGGUCAUGAAACACUUGGGAGGAAAUAAAGGAAUUAAAUAUGCUAGUUGGUCACCUUACCGUUGCGAUUCCAGGGGCCGCUGCUUGCUAGCGUGCCUAACCCUUGACCACAGACUCACCAUACAUCACCAUAACCGUCUUUUCUGGAACACGCUGGUCAAUCUCACCGACAAGUACGGUGAGAUACUCCAAGAACGGGGCUAUGCCAAAAAAGACAAGAAGCCGCCUGAGAAAACCCUCUUGGAUUUUGAGGAGCUCCAGCGGCGUUACCAGAUGCAGACCCCUGUAAGGAUGGAGUGGUCGAACAUUUACACGCUCAAACAAGUGCAGUCCGACAACUUGUGCCUCGAUGUGGAGAUGGUCUUCCUAGCCGUCUUGAUGGAAAAUGGCGACCUUGUUUUGUGGAAGUUUGUGUUGCCCUUCGAGAACGGUGUGGAUGUUGUCUUUUACGAUGCCAUUGAAUCAAGUGUGAGCAGCCCCACUGAUUUGGCAUGGUGGGAGUAUAAAAACGCAGAUCGGCAAAUGAGCGGCUUGAUCGUCGGCAGCGAGUUGGGCCCUAUAAAGAUCAUGCCAGUCAGCUUGGCGGGGGUCAAGGGUUACUUCACCCUGCGACACCCCGUCAUCCUCUGGAAGGAGUGUGACCGGAUCCCUGUCGAGAACAUCAAAUGCGUGUCGUUGGUCCACCCGCUUCACAAAUCCACCUGCAGCCUCAUCGUGGCCUCUCGCGGUUGCUACAUCUUCUGGUGUUUGCUUAUGAUUUCGCCAUCUGGACUAAAUGUGCACAACUCACAUGUGGUGGGCCUUCACUCGCUUCCUGUGGUCUCGCUAGCAGUCAGCCAGCACGGUGUUGUGUACACAUGCUGCAAUGAUGGUUGGAUCAAAAAGCUGACACCAAAAAUCACAGAAAGUACAUUGACUUUCAAUCAGGAGGACUUGUUUUGCCCUGAAAAUCUGACAAACCGGCGCCUACAUGGGAUUGCGGUGAGCCACAAUGGAGCCUAUCUUGCGCUGGUGAGCACACAAGGCAUGGUUGACUCAUUUCACCCAAUUCACAAGACCUAUCAUGUGAACUUUAUCGCUUUAAAAUUGCCAGAAACAGCAGCUGGGAUCUUGCUAAAAUCUCCCGUGGAGAACCUGUACAAGCAGGCCGACCUGCUGGACCUUGUUAGGUGGAGCAUCUUAAAAAACAAAAGCAUUCCUGAGGCAUUGCUGCAGGAGCUUGAUCAGAAGAUCCGUGAGGUGGACUCUCCUUACUUCUGGCGCUUGAAGCUCUUUUUGGUCCGUUUUCUGCACAAGUCAUUUCAGACACCGCUGACAGAAAACCAAUGGAAACCUUCUCAAGAGAUCAGCAGUGUGCUCAUUCAGGACGAGGAGGAAGAUUUGACUGGAGAGGAUGACGCGGCCAACUGCAGUAAAGCAAGAAAGCGUCAGAAUCCAGAGGAGGAGAUGGAGCAGGUGCAAGCGUCGAUCCGUUUGGUGGAGGUCCACUUAGUGAAAGAGAGCAUGAAGAAGUUGCUUGGGGAGGUGUACCUCAACACCCAGAAAACACAGAAGACGUGCAUUCCCACUAGCGGACUGGCUGAGUACCUCUUGAAGGAUUCUGAUGACAAGAAUGUGGAGGUCUUGAUUGGUCACAUCAAGAAAAAGAUGAACAAGCAGACAUUCCCAGAGUUCUGCAGUUUGUGUCAAGAGGUUCUGCCCUUCACAGACCACAAAGAAGCAGUGUGCAACAAUGGUCACAAGUGGCUCAGGUGUGCGUUGUCCUAUCAGGCUUGCCAAGCGCUGACGUUUAGACGCUGCCUCUUGCAGGAUAGCAUCUCCGGAAUCCCAGAGCCUGAUGACCCGCAGUGGAUAAAGAAGAUACUGCAAGCGCCGUGCUCACUAUGUGACUCGCCGAUGAUCUAGACAGCAGGAAACAUCAGCAAAUUCCUGCAACGGCUACAGUUUUACAAUCACUGCAAUAUAUCUGUUAAUUAUAUCAUGUUAUAUUUAUGUCUUAAAAUUGGAAAUAAAAGUCUUUGAAGAUA